This is a messenger RNA of Dromiciops gliroides (monito del monte), 2451 nucleotides long. RefSeq names its product La ribonucleoprotein 4B (gene LARP4B). Gene Ontology annotation, molecular function: mRNA 3'-UTR binding. Gene Ontology annotation, cellular component: cytoplasmic stress granule; cytosol. The coding region runs from base 205 to 2394 and encodes 729 amino acids. Lineage: Eukaryota; Metazoa; Chordata; Mammalia; Microbiotheria; Microbiotheriidae. The record is from RefSeq and is a predicted model, not a curated record. The transcript is spliced from 17 exons. Gene Ontology annotation, biological process: positive regulation of translation.
GUGAGUUCUCUGUAACUUUUUCAUCUUAGGCGAGUUCAGAGUGCUCCACCCCUUGUAUCACAUUACUGCUCCAAAACGGAAGAAAUUGUGGCAGACUCUUCAGCUUCUUGGGAAGGGAAGAGCCCUAUGACAACUUUCUUUUGGGAACAGCCCAAGAAAAUUACCAGCAAAGUUCUCUCUGAAGAGUCAUAAAGUAGACAGCUCAUGACUUCUGAUCAGGACACUAAAGUUGUGGCUGAACCGCAGGUGCAGCAAGUACAAGAAGUAAAAGACAGUUCUCAUCUAGAACCAGCCAAGGUUUCUGAGUUAAACCCUAAUGCAAAAGUAUGGGGGAAUCAUAUGUUACACUUGGAAGCAAGUGGUACCACUGAUGGAAAUGUGAGCAAAGCCUGGGAAGAAAUAGCAGACCACCCUCCAGAUGCCUGCAAAGAAGGAUUGGAUGCCAACAGUAAUGGCGAUACAUAUCUGAAUGCAGUGUUAGCAGACCUGCAAGAACCAGUUUCAUUGUCAGACCAAACAGAUAUGAACACAUUGGUCUUGGACCAUUCAGAAUAUGAAUCGAUGCCUGAAAACCCCCAGACAGAAGAAAGUGAAGAAGUCCAGGAAGACCCCCGAGAAGUACUUAAAAAAACACUGGAAUUCUGCUUAUCUCGAGAGAAUCUUGCAAGUGACAUGUAUCUUAUAUCACAGAUGGAUAGUGAUCAGUAUGUGCCAAUAACAACAGUAGCUAACCUUGACCAUAUCAAGAAACUCAGUACUGAUUUGGAUUUAAUUGUUGAAGUUCUUCGAUCAUUGCCUUUAGUCCAAGUGGAUGAGAAUGGAGAAAAGGUCAGGCCAAAUCAGAAUCGCUGCAUUGUUAUAUUGCGUGAAAUACCUGAAUCUACUCCUAUAGAAGAAGUAGAAGCACUCUUCACGGGAGAUAACUUGCCUAAGUUUGUCAAUUGUGAGUUUGCCUAUAAUGAUAAUUGGUUUAUAACAUUUGAGUCAGAAGCCGAUGCACAACAGGCUUACAAAUACCUGAGAGAAGAAGUGAAAAUUUUUCAAGGAAAACCAAUAAAGGCACGGAUAAAAGCAAAGGCUAUUGCUAUAAACACAUUUUUGCCAAAGAAUGGAUAUAGACCUCUGGACAUGAACCUUUACACACAGCAGCGUUACACAACAUCAUUUUACUUACCUCCAGUAUACAGUCCCCAGCAACAGUUUCCAUUGUACAGCUUAAUUACCCCACAGACCUGGUCAGCUACGCAUAGUUAUCUUGAUCCAUCCUUGGUAACACCAUUUCCAAAUACUGGAUUUAUCAAUGGGUUUACAUCUCCCACCUUCAAACCUGCAGCAUCUCCUCUAACUUCACUCAGACAGUAUCCUCCUAGAAACAGGAAUCCUAGUAAAUCUCAUCUGCGACAUACGCUACCCACUACAGAUAGAGGACCUGGACUAUUAGAAAGUCCUACAAUAUUUAAUUUCUCUGCUGACCGCUUAAUUAAUGGUGUCCGGAGUCCACAAACAAGGCAACCAGGACAGAACAGAACACGGAUGCAAAACACUUCAACUUAUGCCAAGAGGGAUAUAGGAAUUGGGCGAAUGGAGCCGAAUAAUCUUGAAUCUUCUUCAGUUUUAGGUAGAGGGAGGAAAAAUUCCUAUGGCUUUCGGAAAAAAAGAGAGGACAAGUUUACAAGAAGUCAGACUCAGUCUCCAACACCACCAAAGCCUCCAUCUCCUAGUUUUGAAUUAGGCUUGUCUAGUUUUCCACCAUUACCUGGAGCUGCAGGCAAUCUGAAGACAGAGGAUUUAUUUGAGAACAGGUUGUCUAGCAUGGUAAUGGGAACAUCAAAAGAAAGACCCCUGAAUGUGGAUGCAAGUACAAACACUAUUCCUGCAGUAAUGCCUAGAGAGCCUUCAGUGUCAGGUUCUUCUGUUCUGUCAGCAGCUUAUGAACAGUCUCCUUCCCCAGUCCAGUUACCUGAAGAAUCCAAGAUUGUGGAAAACAAGCAGAGGGAAACACACAGCGUGGAACGGCUUCCUUGUGCCCUCACUCCCACUGCCUGUAGAUCGGUGCAAGUCAAUGGAGCUCCUGCAGAAUUGAGGAAGCCCAGUUAUGCAGAAAUUUGCCAGAGAACAACUAAAGAGCUGCCUCCUCCUCCUCCUCCUCCUCCUCCUCCUCCUCCUCUUUUACAAGCUCAGAAAGAACAGAAGCCAAACUCUGCUGGCUGUGGGAAAGAAGAGAAGAAGCCCACUGAGCCACCGGUGGAGAGAUGCCGAGAACCCCCUCCUUCAAAAUCAAAUCCAGUACACCCCAAAGACCAGAGGAGACAGUCAGGCCGCAGAUCCCCACCUCCAUCCUCUGGGAAGCGUUUGAAUAAGGAACAGAGCACACCUCCCCGAUCUCCCCAGUGAACCCUCUGUGUGUGUGUGUGGGGGGGGUGUGUGUAUGUGUGUGUGUGUUUGUGUGUG